This is a messenger RNA of Olea europaea var. sylvestris, 2538 nucleotides long. RefSeq names its product pentatricopeptide repeat-containing protein At4g21065-like. The coding region runs from base 398 to 2302 and encodes 634 amino acids. The transcript has a single exon. Gene Ontology annotation, molecular function: protein binding; RNA binding; zinc ion binding. The record is from RefSeq and is a predicted model, not a curated record. Gene Ontology annotation, biological process: RNA modification. Lineage: Eukaryota; Viridiplantae; Streptophyta; Magnoliopsida; Lamiales; Oleaceae.
AAACUCUACUUCAAGAUGCUCUAUUUUUUUUUCCCUUGAUAUAUCAUGCUACUCGAGUCCAAGUUCACACUAUCGUAUGAAUAUCCUAGGGCUGCACUUGACCAAAAUUUGCUUUUGCUUGAGCUCGUUUGGGGAUCUAGAACCCGACUCAAGACUACAUACAGUUACAUCUCGUUUCUUUCCAACUUCAUCGAUAGACAGGGGUCAUGAACUUUCGCCGCCCUUGUAUAUUUUGAUAACCGAAUCAUGGUAGAUUAACUGGAGGAAUCGAAUACAUGUAAUAAAAUCUUUUUGAUGUCACAUUUUCACGUUCGAACUCGAUAUUCGUGGUGAUAUUUUUGAACCUGGUCAUAUAAUGAACAGAACGGAUUAGACUUCAACUAUCCUAAAGCAAAAAAUGUCCGACAUGGUUCAGUCACUUCCCACCGUAUCUGUAUCACCACUCCAUAAGGUUCUCCCCCCCAAUUCCAACGCUAUAACUUGGGCCCCCGCAAUUUCAAAUACACCAAGAGUUCCUGAAUUUAACUCCAGAUUUGAGCUCAACCAAGUGCUUGCCUAUGUCGUUAAAACUGGUACUGCAUUCUCCGUCCUCCCGCUUUCCCAUGUAGCUUCUCUUUGUGCUUUAACUCCUAGCUUCUCGGAUGCCCAGAAAAUCUUUAUGCGUGUUCGUCAACCUGAAAUUUUUCUUUGGAAUUCUUGCUUAAGAGAUUUUGCUGAGAGCGAUUCUCCAUUUAAUGCCAUUUUGUUGUUUCACCAACUGAGACUACACAAUGUCUUUCCUGAUAGCUUUACUUGCUCUUUUGUUCUCAAGGCGUGUCUGCAAAAUUUGGAUGUUUUUCAUGGAAGAAUUAUUCACGCUUAUAUAGAGAAACUUGGGCUUCAAUCUAAUUUAUUUUUGCAAAACAUGCUUGUGCUUUUAUAUGCAUCUUGUGGGGACAUAAAUGAUGCCAGGCAGUUGUUCGAUAAAAUGCUGCAACGAGAUGUAGUGACUUGGAAUAUAAUGAUCACCCAGCUAGUGAAGAGGGGUGAUGUUGAAUCGGCUUAUGAAUUGUUUUCGCAAAUGCCUGAGAGGAAUGUGAGGUCGUGGACUGCUAUGAUUGCAGGUUUUGUCCAAUAUGGGAAGCCUAAGGAGGCUAUUAAUCGCUAUGCAGAGAUGGAAGAGAUGGGCUUAAGGCCUAAUGAGGCAACCGUGGUGACCGUUCUAGCAGCUUGUGCUGAUCUAGGCAGACUUGAUCUUGGGAGAAAGAUUCAUGAGUUCUCAGAGAAGAGCGGGUUCAAGAGAAAUAUUCGAAUUUGUAAUACGCUGAUUGAUAUGUAUAUCAAAUGUGGAUGUUUAAAAGAUGCUCAUGAUGUUUUUGAGGAUAUGAAGGUAAGGACAAUUGUUUCAUGGUCAGCCAUGAUUCAAGGGCUGGCAAUUCAUGGACAAGCUGAGGAAGCUUUGGAACUAUUCUCCAAGAUGAUUCAGACAGGGUUGAAGCCAAACAGGGUCACCUUCAUUGGACUCUUGCAUGCUUGCAGCCACAUGGGACUGAUAGAUGAGGGCCGAAGAUUUUUUACUAGCAUGACUACGGAUUAUGGACUUAUUCCCAGUAUCGAACACUAUGGUUGCAUGGUUGAUCUAUUAAGCCGUGCUGGGCUCCUGCAAGAAGCCUAUGAGUUCAUAAAAGAUAUGCCAAUGAAACCAAAUGCAGUAGUCUGGGGCACCCUUCUUGGUGGGUGCAAGGUCCACAAGAAUAUUGAAAUGGCCGAAGAAGCAAUCAGACACUUGCAUGAAUUGGAUCCACUCAAUGAUGGAUAUUAUGUGCUUUUAUCAAACAUAUACGCAGAUGCAAAGCGAUGGGAAGAUGCGGCAAGGGUGAGGAAGUUGAUGAAAGAUAGACAGGUGAAGAAGACACCCGGGUGGAGUUCAAUUGUCGUAAAAGGUGUGGUUCAUGAAUUUGUAGCCGGAGAUGAGACCCAUCCUCAGGCUGAGGAGGUUUUUAAGAAAUGGUGCAAGCUACUCGAAUGCAUGAGGUUGAAAGGAUACGUGGCAAAUACCUCUGUGGUUCUAUUAGACAUGGAAGAGAGUGAGAAGGAAAGGUUUUUGUAUCGCCACAGCGAGAAAUUAGCUGUGGUUUUCGGGCUUCUCAGUACCCCACCUGGAGAAACAAUUCGGAUUUUCAAAAAUCUUCGAGUUUGUGAAGACUGUCAUGCUGCUUUAAAGUUGAUUUCUGAGAUUGUUAAUCGAGAACUAGUGGUUCGCGAUAGGAACAGGUUUCAUUGUUUUAAAGAUGGUUCUUGUUCUUGCAAGGAUUAUUGGUAGUUAAUGUGGAGUAGGAGGUAAAAAUAAAAUAAGGUCUUUCUUCAUAUUCUUCCCAGAUCCCAACCUGCUCUUCGCCAGCUGAGGAAAGGAGCAUUGGAAGCUUACCUUAGUGUGGGAAUGCUUGCUUGUAAACUCCCAAUUUAAAUGCUAAGAGCAUUUUUAAGAGACUAUAUUUUUCUAAAGAGCACGUUAUAUUAUUUGGAGAGCAUUUAUAAAUCAAUAAAGCUAUUUGUAUA